CCGGUGCAGCACACACGGACACUCCGAGGACGGGAAUGUGACCGUACAUCGAGGUUCUGGUGGGAUUUUGUUUUGUCUUGUCAGCGGGAUCAUGGGAGAGGAUAAGCGGAGAGUCGCUUCUGCCAUGCCGACCACUUGUGCUGCCGUGCUCCUCUUGGUGAUUACUUCAGUGUUUGCAGUGGAAGAGACAGUGAUGGAUACGAGGACGGCGACAGCCGAGCUGGGCUGGAUAUCGUUCCCUGCCAAUGGAUGGGAGGAGGUGAGUGGCUAUGAUGAGAACCUCAACACCAUCAGGACGUACCAGGUGUGCAAUGUGUUUGAGCCUAGCCAGAACAACUGGCUCCUCACGACGUAUAUCGACCGGCGGGCGGCGCAGCGCAUCUACGUGGAAAUCCGCUUCACUGUGCGUGACUGUGCCUCCAUCCCCAGUGUCCUGGGCUCCUGCAAGGAGACUUUCAACCUCUACUACCUUGAGACCGACAGGACUGUGUCAGAGGGCAUCAAAGGGGUGGAGUACUGGGCCAAUGCACCUUUUCUUAAGGUGGACACCAUUGCAGCAGAUGAGAGUUUCUCCCAGGUUGAUUUUGGGGGGAGACUAAUGAAGGUGAACACAGAAGUGCGGAGUUUUGGGCCACUGUCCAAAGGCAGAGGCUUUCACUUGGCCUUCCAGGAUCUGGGUGCUUGCAUGUCCCUUCUGGCUGUCAGAGUUUUCUACAAGAAAUGCCCCAGCAUCGUGCAGAACUUUGCGUUCUUCCCAGAGACACUGACUGGAGCAGAAUCCACCUCAUUAGUCAUCGCCAGAGGAAGCUGCAUUCCCAACGCUGAGGAGGUGGACGUGCCCAUAAAGCUUUACUGCAACGGAGAUGGAGAGUGGAUGGUUCCCAUCGGCAGCUGCAGCUGCCGAGCAGGUUAUGAACCAGACAAUGGCAACGUGUGUCGAGCCUGUCCUCAGGGAACCUUUAAGUCGUUCCAGGGGGGAGGCUUAUGUCAGCAAUGUCCGCUCAACAGUCGCUCCACCAUCGAGGCCGCCACCCUCUGUGGCUGUCGGAACGGCUAUUACCGCGGAGACAUGGACAAACCUGAGGACAUGUGCACCAGUGUCCCCUCAGCUCCCCGCAACGUGGUGUCACUCGUCAACCAGACGUCGCUGCUGCUGGAGUGGCACACGCCACGUGACACGGGACACCGCUUUGACCUGUCCUACAACGUCCUGUGCCGCCGCUGCCACAGCAAUGAGCGGCGGGCGUGUCAGCCGUGCGAGGACAGCGUGGUGUUCGCUCCGGGGAAGCGGAUGUUAAAGGAAACGAGGGUUGAGAUCAGUAAGCUGAGGGCUCACACGUCGUAUACCUUCGACAUACAGGCAAUCAACGGCGUCUCCAACAAGAGCCCUUACCCCGCCCAGCAGUUGUCAAUCAACAUUACAACCAAUCAGGCUGCUCCCUCAGUCGUUCCCAUAAUGCACCAGGUGAGCUCAACGAGCCGCAGUUUCUCGUUGUCAUGGCCACCUCCUGAACAGCCCAAUGGAAUUAUCCUUGACUAUGAGAUACGCUACUAUGACAAGUCCCAGUCAUCAGACCUGAACAGUUCUGUGGUUCAAAUAGAGACGCCCAACGUGGUUCUCGAAGGACUAAGGCCCGGCACGGGUUAUGUGGUUCAAGUGAGAGCCCGCACUGUGGCGGGCUACGGAGUCUACAGUCGGGAGAUGCUCUUCCAAACACUCACCGACGAUGAGUAUAAGUCAGAGCUGGGACAACAGCUCUCGCUGAUCGCAGGCUCUUUAGUUGGUGGGGUCUGUAUCGUCUCAUUGGUGGCUAUCGCCAUUAUCUGCUCCAGGAGAGGGCAGGUGAAGGAGAGUGUGUACGGUGACAAGCUGCCACAGUACAACACUGGAGGAGAGGGCACUCUGAGGCCCGACAUGUUCAGUGGUCCAGCUCCGACUGUGACCUUUCCCUCCCUGUCUGAGGGCCACAACUCACCGGGGGUCAAGAUCUACAUUGACCCCUUCACCUACGAGGACCCCAACGAGGCCGUGCGAGAGUUCGCCAAGGAAAUUGAUCCUUCCUGUGUCAAAAUCGAGGAAGUCAUCGGCUCAGGUGAGUUUGGGGAGGUAUACAAAGGCCGCCUGAAGCCUAUUGGGAAAAAAGAAAUUCCCGUGGCUAUCAAGACCCUGAAGGUGGGCUACUCGGAGAGACAGAGGAGGGACUUCCUGUCCGAGGCGUCAAUCAUGGGCCAGUUCGACCAACCGAACAUCAUCAGGCUGGAGGGCGUGGUCACCAAGAGCAGGCCCACAAUGAUCAUCACGGAGUUCAUGGAGAAUGGGGCUCUCGACUCGUUCCUCAGGCAGAACGAUGGUCAGUUCCCAGUGAUCCAGCUGGUCGGUAUGCUGAGGGGCAUUGCGUCUGGAAUGAGGUACCUGGCGGAGAUGAGUUAUGUUCACCGGGACCUGGCGGCGCGCAACAUCCUGGUCAACAGCAACCUGGUGUGCAAAGUGUCCGACUUUGGCUUGUCUCGCUAUCUGGAGGAAGACGCUUCUGACCCCACGUACACCAGCUCGCUGGGGGGGAAAAUCCCAGUGCGGUGGACGGCUCCAGAGGCCAUCGCCUACAGGAAGUUCACCUCAGCCUCAGAUGUCUGGAGUUAUGGCAUCGUCACCUGGGAGGUGAUGUCAUAUGGAGAAAGGCCUUACUGGGACAUGAGCAACCAAGAUGUGAUAAACGCCAUAGAGCAGGAUUUCAGGCUGCCGGCUCCCAUGGACUGCCCUGUCGUUCUGCACCAGCUGAUGCUGGACUGCUGGCAGAAAGACAGGAAUUCCCGGCCAAAGUUCCCUGAAAUUGUCAGCAUGUUGGACAAAAUGAUACGCAACCCUGUGUCUCUGAAAACUGGCACCAACAACGUGGCUCCCGGUCCUUCUCAUCAUCCCUUGUUAGACCGCGGCGGUCCAGAUUUGAGCCGGGUGAGCUCAGUGGAAGACUGGCUGGCUGCUCUGAAGAUGACCCAGUACCGAGACUCCUUCCUCGGCUCCGGUUUCACAUCCUUGCCGCUUGUCACACAAAUCACUGCAGAAGAUCUUCAGAGGAUCGGCGUGUCUCUCGCCGGACACCAGAAGAAAAUUCUGACCAGCGUUCAGUCGAUGAGGCCCCACUCUGGUGACCAGUCUCCCACUGAAUCCGUGUAACCUCGCACGGCAGCAGUCACACCGUAUGAAAUAGUUUGACCAGUGUACAGUCUUUGAAUUUCUACUUUUUUCUUGACAUACUUUUGUCCGCCGCUCAUGGAGAUCUCCGUUUAUUGUCCUAUGGUUCUCUCAGUCUUUGAACAGAGCUCUCUCUCAGGCCAGCGGCCACUGAAAACAAAACAAAAAAGAAGAAUCCGGAUCUCUCUGCUCUCACACGUCCCCAAGUCCUUCUCAUGAAAGAUAACACAUUUCAACAACUUUCAACAACAUCAUUGCUGACGUGGCCUGGUUUUCAUUGAAGGAAAACUCAGAGAUGCUACUGUGAUGUUUUACAUGACGGCACACAAACCCUGGACCCAAAGCCUGACAAACAAAUCCAUGAAGCAACGUUGGAUGACGGAGGAUCCACAGCUACGACUUUUUAAACUCCAUAAUGUUUCGCUCAAUGUGUUGAUGAAAAAUUGCUUGUAUCUUUGGAAUCCGGACCUGAGCCAAAAAAAAAAGGAAAAUGGCACAUUUUUUAAAAUCCAUCUUCAUAUUGAAGAGCCUGUACAUAUUAUAAUAUGGGAUGUUUGUUUCCUAUAAAACACCACUUCACCUUUCCCCCUCUGCCAACAGCGCUGGACAACUAAUUGUCACUGGAGUGAUUCUCUGUGAUUAUCUUCCUCUGUCUGACUCUUGACAGGCACAAACCUUGAAGUGAUGUGGGCUGUGGACACACAAAAAGGAAGGAAUGGAAAAAAAGGAAAAAUCAUUUUGAUAGUGCUAUCUUUUAAAAUGUGUAACUCUGUCCUACGUAAACAGGAAACUCAUUAUAAUAUAAUGCCAAAUCAGUCAGAAAAGUUAUAAGUCGGGACAUAAAUUUUGUGUCAUCGAGGCGAAGCAACUUAGCGACAAAUGAAGAAAGAGCAGAGGAGGAGGCGCAGGAGGAAGAGACUGGUGGUAUUGAGUCAUUACCAGCUGCUGAGACGCACCUGUUGUGAAUGCACUUAAGUGGCCAGAAAAUCUCAAAAGACAGGGAUGGGGUGAGAAAAAAAGGCAUCGUCAGCCAACGUUCUUGUGAUUUGGCUGAAAAAGCCUCCAGCUGACUGCCAAUUUAAUACCCACAGAAGAACAAACCAGAGAGCCGGUGCUCACGUGCUGUCCACGCAUGAAAUAAAUCUCAUGUCUGUUCGGAACUGUACGGGUGCCGUCCAGAUGGUAAUCAUCACUGCAGCAGGCGGCGUUGGGAGUCAUUUGUUUUUUUUUUUGUGUGUGUUUUAAUAAUUAUCGGCUCAUGCAUUUCACGGUCACAUUUCCCAACUGACAUCGCUGAUUAAUACUGAUGUGUCACUGCACGAAACAGGAUGACGACGCGCAACCUUUUCAUGUCUUUAUCUGUGGCGGGUAACCUUUACAGUGUGUCAGAAAGGAAAAAGCAGUGAAAAUCAGCAUUAUAUUCAGUUAUUCAUUACUCAUGAAUGCUUACAUGUGACAUUUUUAUUAGAAUGUGGUAAAAUAAAGGCUCGAUCUCGCGAUGGAGCGCAUGUUGUGGCGACGCACUGGGAGAUCUCUCUUUUAUCUCGUGGCUUGAGCAGAUUACCAGCUGUGAAACAACCGCGGCCUCAAUCUGUCUCCAGCCCCCAAAACCUCUGGUCAUGCGUGUGCACUGGCGUCCUAAGGAUUACCACUCUGUAGCACCAAUUGGAUGUCAUGAUUUUUCAUCUGCUGCGAGCUGCACUCACAAAUGACAAAACACACAACACUGUGUUUGUGCUCGUCUCGCACCACUGGUCUGUGCUGCUGGGAUGCCCCAAAGUCUUAUAUUUAUCCAAGUUUUGACUUUGAGAGCUCCGUACGGAUCUUGUUUCCACAUUUUCCGACAAGACUCCGCUCCAUCUGUUGCCUGGCAAUGAAAGCUUAUUGGACAUUUUUAUCAAAAAGUAUAUAAAGCUCAAUUGAAACGCCACCUUAAAACAUUUCAUGCAAAGGAAAUGAACGCUAUCAACACGGGCAGGUGUCUAUCCUUUGCGUCACACUGUGUGUUGUUGUCGUCUUCUGUUUAUUAAGGUGAGAUGCCACUUUCAUGUCACCGUGUCAGUGUUUGUGAAACGACAAAUGAAGACAGAUGAUGUACAGCACAUGUUUUGUAUUUACACGGCGACCGACGGCCCAAAUAUUUACAGAGAGAAUAUCUCAGGAACACAAUUGUUGCAUCGGUGUAUCCUGCAAUGCGGAACAGGAUUAAUCAAAGGUGAAGUGCUUUAAGAGUAAAGGGAGAAAACUUUGAUAAGUUAGUGUUUCAAGUACUGAUUAAAAGAUAAAUCCAGCCCCCUUUUAAAGAAAGUUCCCUAUUACUAUUGCAAGUGGCAUUACUCUUCAAUGUGGAAACAGAGAGGUGUGCGUGCAGGUUGAUGAACAGUAGCCAGAGUUAAUGCACUGUCUGAUUAUAUUGAUUACAAUGCUGCUGAAAAUCUAGGCACAUCUUUUUCUUCAAGGAUAAAUUGAGUUUUAAAUCCUCUCAUUGGAAGGAGAAAGAUCCUCCUCCUUUCUGUUGGGUAAUGACUUCCUGUUAUUUGUCUUGUUUUACUGUACAUACAGUUGCGAGCACUAUAUGAAAAAUAUUAUUUCAGUGAAUGUGUGUGACUUUAGAUCAAAUGUUGCUGUAAUCAUUCAUUCAUUUGUAAUAUAAAAACUGGCUCCCAGGCGCUGUGGAGAGUUUUGAGCACGUUGCAUUGAUUGAGGGGAGUAGUUAUAUUCACAAAAGUAUCAGCGCUGCUGCGACUGGAGUUGUUUUUGUUUUUUAAAGAAUGCUAUCACAUUCAAAAUGGCUAUGAAUGACCGUGUGUGGCCUUCAUACUGAUGACCACACCCCCUGCGGUGCUUCCUCAUCCCUCCUCCUUUACCCCUCUCAUUUACAGCUUCCCUGCCCACUUCUUGGCAUUUGCCAUAGAGUUGGCCUCAGAUGGUGGGGUCCGUUAUGCUUUGUUUACAUUCAGUGUUUCUCACCAAAACAACAAAGAUGUAUCCUUUGAGGAUUUGAGUCUGUACUUCCUUCCUCGUGUAUUCAGCUUUACAUUGUUUACAUUGCUGUUGACUUAAAAGCAGUUACUACUUCUUCUUCCUCCUCUUCUAAUAAUAAUAAUAAUAAUAAUAAUAAUGAUAACAAUAAUGAUAUGAGUUAAAAUAAUACUUUCCAGCAGCACUGCACAUAGAAGUUUGAAGUUCUGAAUAUCAUACUCUGUCUACACUGGUAUUUAGUUUGAGUCACAAUGUAGGUUCAACGCUGACAAAGGCUUUAUAUAUGUUAUAUAAAUGAUAGCCAUGCAACCUUUAAGGUCCAGUGUGUGAGAAUUUGUGACAUCUAAAGCCGUGUUUCCAUCAUGGCACAGUUCGGUUUGGAACGUUUGGCUUUUGUUUCGGCUGAGAACAGUACCUUUACUGGGUAGGCAGGACGUGCACUAGAGAUGCGUGGUUGGCGGUUAUACCCGUGGAUAAUCCGUGGGGCAGGUGGAUUGCGUGAAAAAAAAAUUGUGGGCGCGUGUCACUGUUUAGAUAAAUAAAUAAAUUAAUUAAUAUGUUGGUUAACAUAUUGACUAGAUCUGAAAUGUGAAUUCUCAAAACAUUAUUUAGAGGAUUUGCGCAGCUACUGUGUUCCUUGUUUAGCAGAUUUGGUGGAUUAUUGAUGUUAGCAGCGGGUGCAGAUGACAUUACAGCACCAUCUGUAGUGUGCGCUGCGUUCGAUGCGUCAUCGUGACAUUGUACCGGUGCGUUGACGACAAACGACGACACCCAACGCGACACAACAGACCACACCACAAUGGAGGAUAUCCAGCAGCUUGUGGGUUUUUUUCCUGCUCGGUUUGUGGCUGUUCACAAGAUCUCAAGCUUUGUAUGAAAAUAGACCGCAGCCGUUAAAAUAGAAACACCAGUCUUUUCUGUCACCUGUCGGUCUAGCUCCACCCGUACCUUACUCUGGUACCCCAAGGGAAGGGUACUGAAAAAUGUAAUAUUUGGGGAGGUUAAUUUGGUACUAUUCAUAAUGGAAUACUGUACCGAACCGUUAAACUCCUCUGCUCUCCUCUCCCCAAUGUCUUUUUUGUCAGUUCAGUCUGCUGUAGAAACAAGGCCUUUACCUAAAGUCCACAUAAAAAGAGGUUAUUUUUUUACUCCAUAAACCUUACACACUGGACCUUUAAAUUGUGUUACAAUCUCUACAUUUUUUGUUCAACAGUAAAGGUGGUGACAUUUGAUUUUGAAUUCCUUUAGUGGCUGAUCAUAGCUGUGCGCGCUCCCCGCUGCUCACACCGCUCACCUGUAUACUUGUCUCGACUCCGCCGACACCAGCGCUCAAACGCGUACUCGCCGUUUCUCGACCUUUGCUGCUUGAUUCAGACUGCGCUAGUAGUCGAUCGUCACGCUACCUUCAGUGCCUGUUAGCGUUGAUAAUGGUCUAAGUGCAUAUUGACAGACUGACUCUGGCAGGUUGCAGUUGAACUUACUUGAAGGUUAACUGCUGAGCUUCCUUAUGUGUAACCGCACUAGAAGCAGGAACUUCACCCAUGAGUGAAGUGUAGCCUCUCUCUUAAAAACAAUCAUCACUAUCAGUGAUAGUGUCAAAGAAAAUUCAAAACUCCACAGGGUACCGUACAUGGAUCUCACUCAGAUUCCACCAUCAUGCUGUUGUUGAAAUUUGUGGAAUCAUUUUUGAUAUGUGACGUGUGUUAAAAUGUACAGUGUUUGACCACAGUCGUCGUCCUCCAUUAAAACUCCCCCCUUUUUUUUUCUUGAGCAGCUAUUAUGUAUUAUGGUCUGUUCAGGGUCUGUCAUUGAUGGUGAUAAAAAUGGUGGUAAAAAUGGCAGCUCAGUCUUUGAUUGUUAGGCAGGGAGGAUGUUUACGAUGGACUCCACUCUAACCUGUGCUGGAGACACAGAAUAUCAACACAAUGUUUGGACAAUUAAGCACAGAAGAGACCCAGAAAUGCUAGGAAGCUCAUCCGAGUGCUUUUGGGUGGAUUUAUGUUUUAAUUGAAGCUAUUUUCUGCACGCCGGACCAACUCGGCUGCUUUUUCCUUCCCUCCUGUUGCUCUGGUGUAAUAGAUACCGUAGGGGAGGCUGGAGAUGAGAGGAGAUGAGUUAUGAAGCGAGGGGAAAAAAGUGAAAGGGAAUAGGUAAUGGAGGGGGCAAGAAGAGAUGGGGAAUGGAAACAGAACAGAGAAAAGGCAGAUGGGGGUGGGGACAUGAGAGGCAGAGCUUGACUCUUGUGUUUGAAUAAAAAUGAGGCUGGGUGUGGAGAGAUUACUCUUUCUCUUUUUG
Solea senegalensis (Senegalese sole) is the source of this 8470-nucleotide messenger RNA. RefSeq names its product ephrin type-B receptor 1-like. Lineage: Eukaryota; Metazoa; Chordata; Actinopteri; Pleuronectiformes; Soleidae. Gene Ontology annotation, cellular component: neuron projection; plasma membrane. Bases 92 to 3175 code for a protein of 1027 amino acids. The transcript is spliced from 20 exons. The record is from RefSeq and is a predicted model, not a curated record. Gene Ontology annotation, molecular function: protein binding; ATP binding; transmembrane-ephrin receptor activity. Gene Ontology annotation, biological process: axon guidance; cell surface receptor protein tyrosine kinase signaling pathway; protein phosphorylation.